Molecule: messenger RNA, 1602 nt
Organism: Melampsora larici-populina 98AG31
Lineage: Eukaryota; Fungi; Basidiomycota; Pucciniomycetes; Pucciniales; Melampsoraceae
Exons: 8
Coding region: 1-1602 (533 amino acids)
Biological process (GO): transcription initiation at RNA polymerase III promoter
Cellular component (GO): transcription factor TFIIIC complex
Source: RefSeq, a predicted model, not a curated record
AUGUCCGAUUUUCAAUAUAUACCUGAUCCCCAACAUCCAAUUAGUAAAUUAUCUCAAGAUAUGAAAAAUUUAAAUCCUGAAGGUGUAUUAAAGUUUAGAUUCGCAAAUGAAACAGAAGACUACUCAACUUCAGAUAAAAUUGGAUUGUUUCCUCCUCCAAUCUUUAGUAGAUAUAUGAUCCCAUCACUAUACCAAUAUAAAGCUCAUGUAGGAUCAGUCUUAUCAGAAAAGAAUGGUAAACCAGAAAGAUUAAUCAACAAAUCUAGAUAUAUUUGUUCUACACCUCAAGCUAUUACAUUUGAAAAUCCUAAUGUACCUCAAGGUCCACUUCCUGAACAUUUGAAAAUGAAGAAACCUACACUUGAAGCUCUUUAUCAAAAGGCUUUGAGAUUAUUUGAAGAAAGACCAGUUUGGAGUAGACCAGCAUUUCAAAAUCAACUUACAAUAUCAGAAUGUCGAGCCUUGAGACAUGAUAAACAUCUUUUAGCUUAUACUUGUUAUAUGUUUGCGGAUGGAGCUUUUAGAGAUUUAUUAGUCAAAUUUGGUUAUGAUCCUCGUGUAGAUCCAAAUGCAAGAUUGCAAAGGAUUUCGAUUAGGAAUUUAGACAAUAAGAAAUUAUCUGAGAAAUUUACAUUUAAAUUGAUGAGACAUCCAUUUUCCAAACAAAAUGAACGCGAAGAAGGAGAAAAAGAUGUGAUUAAUAGGAAGACUCAUAUCUUUGAUGGAAUUGAAUUAAAUCAUAGUGUAGGAACAUAUCAAUUAAUAGAUAUCAAAGAUCCAUUAUUAAAACGAUUAAUUGAAUCAACAAAAGGAUUACAAACGAAAUGCAGAAUAAGAAAUGGAUGGUACACAUCUAAUGCAAUUGAACAAAUCCGAUCGAUUCUAAGACGAAAGUUUUUUAAUUUAUUAAAUGAAGGAGAUCCAAGCAUAAGCAAAGGGAAGAAAAGAUUAGUAGAUUUAGAUUUUGUUGAUUUAUUAGAAAUUGAUGUAGGGAUUGAUUCGAUCGAAGUAUUGAAGAAACCUAAAUCGGUGGGUGAGAUGAAGUAUGGUGGUAAGAAUGUUAAGUUUGACGGUAAGAUUGGGAAAGUGAUUUUAGAUGAUGAUGAUGAUGAUGAUGAAUUACAAGAAGAUAGAGAAGAUGGAAGUAAUAGGGGAACUAAAAUUGGAUACAAGCCAUUUAAAUCUAAACCUAAGAAUAGGAUCAAAGCAAGGGUUAAUACUGGUUUGAGUGAUGGAGGAUUAGAAAUGCACGAAGAAAUGGAAAAGAUGGGCUCUGAGAUGGAGAUUGAUGAUGAAAGUCAGAUGGUUCAAGGGUCUUCAAGUACGAACAAAAUUAUUCUUGAUCAAGAUGAAGAUGUAGAUGAAGAUGAUAGAGUAGAAACGUUGAUGAAACACAUUUCUGUAGAUGAUGAUGAUGAAGAGGAUGAAGAUGAUGAAGAUGGAAUGUAUGAUGAUGAUGAUGAUGAUGAUGAUGAUGAAAGUAAUUUGACUGAACUUGAAGAAGAAGAAGAAGAAGAAGAAGAAGAAGAAGAAGAAGAAGAAGAAAUGAUAGAAGAAGAAGAGAAUGAAGAAGAUGAAAGUUUUGAAUCUGAAGAAGAUUGA